GUUCCUGGUGAUGGCUUUUCUGUUUCUGCACUUGCGUGUUGCUUGGGUUGGCGUUGGGUUUGACGGUUACCGGACUUUAUCAGCGCUUCACUCGCAUGAGAGACGUAUUUGAGGCUCUGGCAUGGGGACGUGGCGGUGCAUCCUGCACAUUUCAUGGGCUCUUUCUCUGUGAGCUGCUUGCUUGCUUUCACUGCUCGGUUUGCUUUUACUAUUUACCACUGUUCUGUAUCAGUAGAGAUUUCGCUUAUGGGCUUGGACAAGGGGUUGAGGGAAUUUUUCUUGUUUAUCGGCGAUUGGCCGCAUAUUCGAGACAUGGAUACCAAAAUGGACUGGAAUGGCAGCAUUGUCUGCGUUGUCCCACAUGGAAUUGAAGGCCGAUUGUGCACCUGAAGGGCCGCACGUGCUCACUAUAUUCAUCUAGACUA
Aspergillus piperis CBS 112811 is the source of this 425-nucleotide messenger RNA. RefSeq lists its product as uncharacterized. The record is from RefSeq and is a predicted model, not a curated record. The coding region runs from base 96 to 371 and encodes 91 amino acids. Lineage: Eukaryota; Fungi; Ascomycota; Eurotiomycetes; Eurotiales; Aspergillaceae. The transcript has a single exon.